Messenger RNA from Monopterus albus (swamp eel), 2674 nucleotides. RefSeq names its product DNA topoisomerase I, mitochondrial. Gene Ontology annotation, biological process: chromosome segregation; DNA topological change; DNA replication. The coding region runs from base 184 to 2412 and encodes 742 amino acids. The transcript is spliced from 21 exons. Gene Ontology annotation, cellular component: chromosome; nucleolus. NCBI's taxonomy places the organism in Eukaryota, Metazoa, Chordata, Actinopteri, Synbranchiformes, Synbranchidae. Gene Ontology annotation, molecular function: DNA binding; DNA topoisomerase type I (single strand cut, ATP-independent) activity. The record is from RefSeq and is a predicted model, not a curated record.
GGCGUGACACCACCCAACCUGGCAACUUGCCACUCUCGGAACUGGUCCAGCCAAUCAGAGUUUAGCUGGAUUUGAUGCUAGUUGAACUUAACGCUCGCAAAAAUCGGGCCACAUACUGCUCUAUCUACCAAAGAAUAAGAGGUGACUGGAAUCAGCUACCUGUCGAGAAGGUACACGUGAGAGAUGGGAAGAGAGAAGGACGUUAAAGGAGACGGGAAGGCCAAGCACAAAGCAACGAAAUUGAAAAGGCUGAGUGGUUAUGAAAGCGCUGGCGCCGGGGGUGAUACGGUUAAGUACGGUGCAGAGCCAACUAAAUCUACAAAGAAAACGGAAAAUGAAAAGGCUCAUAAGAAGCUCAAGACACCCAAGACCGAGACUAUGGAGCAAGCCAACAGCCCCAGUGAGUCCAUAAAACAGGAGCCAGAGGAUGACAACUUCACUGUGAUAAAGAAAGGGUUGAAAAGGAAAAGAACUAAAGAUGAGCCCAUGGAAGGCCCUUCACAGUCCACUGCUACACAUGCCUCUAAGAAAGAAGAUAAGCAACGUGGACAGGGUGAUGAAAGUGACGGAGAAGCUCAGAAAAAGAAGUUAAAGAUGAGAACCAAAAAGGCGGUAAAGAAAGAGGAAGGGGAAACUCCUAAGAGGACCAGAGAGGAGAAGGAAGAGGCAAGACAGCUGAAGAUCAAACAGAAGAAGGAGGAGGAGCAGAAUCGCUGGAGAUGGUGGGAGGAAGAGAAAUAUAAAGAUGGGAUGAAAUGGAGGUUCCUGGAACAUAAAGGACCUUACUUCCCUCCUGAGUACCAGCCUCUACCUGAUGAUGUUCACUUUUUCUAUGAUGGCAAGAAGGUGAAGCUGAGCCUGGCAGCUGAGGAGGUGGCUCUGUUCUUUGCCCAGAUGUUGGACCAUGAAUAUACCACCAAGAAGGUGUUCAGGGAAAACUUCUUUAAAGACUGGAGGAAGAAAAUGACCCAUGAAGAGAGAGCACUAAUACAAGAUCUUGACAAAUGUGACUUUGGAGAGAUCCAUGCCAUGCAUAAAGCCAAGGUGGAGGCCAGAAAAAACAUGACCAAGGAGGAGAAACGGGUUUUGAAAGAGGCCAACCAGAAGAUAGCGGAUGAGUAUGGCUAUUGUCUACUGGACCACCACAAGGAGCGGAUUGGCAACUUUAAGAUAGAGCCUCCAGGGCUGUUCAGGGGUAGAGGCGAGCACCCUAAGCAGGGCAUGCUGAAGAGUAGGAUUCAACCUGAGGAUGUCAUAAUCAACUGCAGCAAAGAGGCUUGUGUUCCCGUGCCCCCUGCUGGUCACCACUGGAAGGAGGUUCGACAUGACAGCACUGUGACAUGGCUGGCCAGCUGGACUGAGAACAUCCAGGGCUCCAUUAAGUACAUCAUGCUCAAUGCCAACUCAAAACUUAAGGGAGAAAAGGACUGGGAGAAAUAUGAGCUUGCUCGAAAAUUAAAAUCCUGCGUGGACGACAUCCGUAAUCAGUACCUCUGUGAUCUCAAAUCUAGAGAGAUGGUCAAGCGCCAGAGAGCUGUGGCCCUCUACUUCAUAGACAAGCUGGCACUGAGAGCUGGUAAUGAGAAGGAGGAGGGAGAGACAGCUGAUACAGUGGGUUGCUGCUCGCUACGUGUCGAGCACAUCACCCUGCAUGAGCAUCUUGAAGGCAGUGAGUGUGUGGUGGAGUUCGACUUCCUGGGUAAAGACUCCAUUCGCUACUACAACAAGGUCCCUGUCAUCAGUAAGGUUUUUAAGAAUCUGAAACUAUUCAUGGAGAACAAGGAACCUGGAGAUGAGCUCUUUGACCGCCUUAAUACAACCACGCUGAACAAGCAUCUGAGUUCUUUAAUGCCAGGUUUGACUGCAAAGGUCUUCAGGACAUACAACGCCUCAAUCACCUUGCAGCAGCAGCUCAAAGCACUCACAAACAGCUCUGACAAUCUGGCAGAGAAGCUGCUGUCCUACAACAGGGCUAACAGAGCAGUUGCUAUUCUCUGUAACCACCAGCGGACACCAGCAAAGAACUUUGAACAGUCUAUGGCUAAUCUUCAAGCCAAGAUUGAAGCUAGAAAGGAACAGCUGGCCCUAGCUAAGACGGAGCUGAGGCAGGCCAAGAAGGAGGCCAAGGCCAAAGGCAGUUCAGAUCCCAAGAUGCAGACGCUAGUGGAGCGGAAGAAGGCAGCAGUAAAACGCUGUGAGGAGCAGCUGCUGAAGAUGGAGGUCCAGGCGACUGACAGAGAAGAGAACAAACAGAUCGCACUGGGUACCUCAAAGCUCAACUAUCUGGACCCACGCAUAACUGUGGCUUGGUGUAAGAAUAUGAACGUGCCUAUAGAAAAAAUCUAUAACAAGACCCAAAGGGACAAGUUCGCUUGGGCCAUUGGCAUGACAGAGGCAGACUUUGAAUUCUAACCGGACUCUUCUAAGUCUCCAGUCUCAUAAGCUGAUAUCAUGAUGCAGUUAAGGAACCACUAUAUUACAGUUAUAGUGCUUUAAUGUUGCAUUUUAAUGUAUUCAUAAUUAAUGUAUUUGAAGAGAUUAUGUGACGUUUACUGCUGUUUAUUUCAGUUUAAUGCUUUUGGCACAUCAUCUUAAAGAUCCUGAUGGGUUGUUUUGUUUGCAACUUUUGUUGUUUUGCAUUAGUUUGAAUAAAGGGUUCCUAUUAUGCAGUAAA